Messenger RNA from Boeremia exigua, 774 nucleotides. Its product is annotated as glutathione transferase. The transcript is spliced from 3 exons. NCBI's taxonomy places the organism in Eukaryota, Fungi, Ascomycota, Dothideomycetes, Pleosporales, Didymellaceae. The record is from RefSeq and is a predicted model, not a curated record. The coding region runs from base 1 to 774 and encodes 257 amino acids.
AUGUCCAAUCAGCAAGGCGCAAAGAUCACCGUCUACUGGCUCGAGAAGUCCCGCGCGCAGCGCAUCAUCUGGCUCCUUGAAGAGCUCAAACUCGAGUAUGACAUCCAAGUCUUCAAGCGCAACAAGGACGGUCGCGCGGGCCCCGAAUUGAAGAAAUUCCACCCUCUUGGACGUUCGCCCACGAUUGGAAUCACACCUGCUGGGUCCGAUAAACAGAUCAUCGUCACCGAGAGCGAGACGGUCUCCGACUACAUCUGCGACCACUUCGGCCCGCAGCUCAUCCCGCAGCGCUACCCAGCAGGCCAGGAAGGCCAACUCGGCGCCGAGACCGAGCAAUGGAUGCGCCACAAGUUCCUGAUGGACUACGCCGAAGGCUCCUUCAUCACGCCCCUGCUCGUCUCGCUCAUCACCUCCACCAUCCGCUCCGCCGCCGUGCCGUUCUUCCUGCGCCCCAUCACCAACGGCAUCGCAAACAAGGUCGACGCUUCCUACACUAACCCCGAGAUCACCAACCACCUCGACUUCCUCGAGGGGUACCUCAAGUCGAGUCCCAGCCAGGGCCAGUUCUUCUGCUCCGACAGCCUGACUAGCGCGGAUAUCAUGGUGCAUUUUGUGCUCGAGAGCGCUAUAAAGAAGAAGGCGCUGAACGAGACGUCGUACCCCACGCUGUACAAGUACGUGCGCAGACUGCAGGAGACGGACUCGUAUAAGCGUGCUGGACAGAGUGUGGAGAAGGCGAGCGGAGAGAAGUAUGUCCCGUUCUCUGAAUCUUGA